AUGUCCGCCCCCGUAGCAGCCUCCUCGGCCACCGUGCCCCCUAUCGACGUGAGCAACCUCUUCUCCGUCAAGGGUCUUGUCGCUCUCAUCACAGGCGGUGGUUCCGGAAUCGGCCUAAUGAUGACUCAAUCCCUCGCCUCCGCCGGCGCCAAACGUAUCUACAUUGCCGGCCGCCGCCUUUCCGUCCUGCAAUCCGCCGCCGACAAGAUCAACUCCUCUCUCCCCCAGAACCAGAACCAGAACCAGGAACCGGUAGUCGUCCCCCUCGAAUGCGACGUCACCUCCCCUUCUUCCCUCUCCUCUCUUGUCUCUUCCAUCAGUUCCGACCCGUACACCGGCUAUCUAAACCUGCUCGUCUGCAACGCCGGCGUCGGCGGGCCGCAGGUUUCUGUCGUUGACAAAGAGACUGGCCAACCGAAGAGUCUAUCCGAGUUUCGCAAACAAGCUCUGGCGGUGGACUUUGACAAGGAGUGGGAGCAGACGUUUAGAGUGAAUGUGGGCAGCGUGUGGUAUACGAGUAUGGCGUGUUUGGAACUUUUGGAGAAGGGGAAUACGUUGGCGGCGCAGCAGCAGCAGCAGGAGGGACAGGGACAGGGACAGAUGGUGUGGAAGGAGAGUGCUAGUCAGAUUGUGGUGACGAGUUCGAUUGCGGCACUCAAUAAGGCGGCUCCGGGCGGGUGGGCUUAUGGAGUGAGUAAGGCUGCGGCGACGCAUGUGGGGAAGCAGUUGGCUGUGUUGUUGCCUAGGUGGGGGAUUCGCUGCAACGUAAUUUGCCCCGGCCUCUUCCCCUCCGAAAUGGCCGCUCCCAUCGUCCAAGCCGCUGGCGGCUCCAUGACCGGCGGAGGCGUCAUCCCUCUCGACAAGAAGACGGUCCCUCUCGGCCGCAUGGGCGAUGAGUUUGACAUGGCUGGGCAAAUCCUUUAUCUGGCUUCGCGGGCCGGAGCGUACCUGAAUGGAAACGUGAUUGUCGUCGAUGGUGGACGGUUGACUACGUUUCCUAGUACUGGGUAUUAA
This is a messenger RNA of Neurospora hispaniola, 1014 nucleotides long. RefSeq lists its product as uncharacterized. Gene Ontology annotation, molecular function: oxidoreductase activity. The record is from RefSeq and is a predicted model, not a curated record. The transcript is spliced from 4 exons. Bases 1 to 1014 code for a protein of 337 amino acids. NCBI's taxonomy places the organism in Eukaryota, Fungi, Ascomycota, Sordariomycetes, Sordariales, Sordariaceae.